This is a messenger RNA of Paramacrobiotus metropolitanus, 1533 nucleotides long. Its product is annotated as SOSS complex subunit B1-like. The record is from RefSeq and is a predicted model, not a curated record. The coding region runs from base 447 to 1067 and encodes 206 amino acids. Lineage: Eukaryota; Metazoa; Tardigrada; Eutardigrada; Parachela; Macrobiotidae. Gene Ontology annotation, molecular function: DNA binding. Gene Ontology annotation, cellular component: SOSS complex. The transcript has 2 exons. Gene Ontology annotation, biological process: double-strand break repair via homologous recombination; mitotic cell cycle checkpoint signaling; response to ionizing radiation.
UUUCUGGUUUUCAAAAAGGAAACUGAAAACAUUUUUCGUUCCCAAAAACGGUUUUCAUUGUUCCCAGUUCCCACUAGGGUAGUACUCAUUGUUUUCAUUAGGAAUACGAGGUACCGGUACCGGUAUAAUCUUACUCAUAAUAAUUAAUAGUAGCUGUUUUUCAUAAAUUCAUUUGCUUGUACGCCUUGUAGUGCGCUUAGGCAGACUACCAGUGUUACUCUCCAAUGUUGUUGUUGUCAGUACCUGGCUGAUUUUUUCCUCCUUCCCCCCACCUUGUCUCCCCCUUUCGAGUUGUGAUGAUUUAUUUAUUUUGUUGGAGGACUGGUGGCGACUGCGAGGAGAGUUUAUAACACGGUGCAAACAUUCCUGGCCAAACGGCGAAGGAAUUGCGUUUAUCCGGACCGCGAAAAAAAGUGUUCUGAAUUUUUCCCGCGCGCAGCGCAUGAAUGUCGAAUCCACCAUGGACAAAUCACCUGCCAAUCCGCGAGUUGAAAGCGGGGAUGAAAAACACCAACACGGAAUUUAUGGUGCUGGAGCAGAUCGGUAUGAACCACACGAAGGACGGCGCCAAUGUUUGGGUAUUCAAAGUGGCUGACAUUAGCGGCGCCAUUAACCUGGCCGUAAUCGGCGACAACGGAAAAUGUCUCCGACCAGGAGAUAUCUGUCGAGUGUACAACGGCUUUGCUACGGUUUUUAAGGGAGCGCUGACGUUCUACGUUGGCAAAGGCGGACAGCUGAGGAAAACGGGGGAGUUUUGUUUUCCCAUCUGCGAGGAGCCCAAUAUGAGCAUGGUAAAGAUGAUCGAUCCCUCUGCUGCGCACAGCAAAGAGGCUCGUGGGCCAUCGCAAGGAUCGCGCAACCCGUCAUCCUCGCACCACACUGCACCGAAACCCACCGCAACGCGUCCAGCAGGACUGCAUUUACUGGCUAUGCCGCAGACUGAGCAGGCUAGUUCAUCGCAAGCCAGUCCGGAAAUUUUUGGUUCCUCAUCACGGCAUGAACAUUCUGCGGCACAUCAGCAUCCUGAACCUGGUGGAAGUCGUUCGAAAAAUCAUUCGUCCACUUAGUUUCGUUACCUGGUAUGUUCCAGCGAAAUCUCACGCUAAUGACUUAUUUCUUACAGUAUUAAGCUUUCACCAAAUUUCAACCUCUCCAAAGAUAUACGACACCCAUGCAUCCAUGGUCCUUGUAUUCAUGACGUUUUGUUUUUAUACAGUUUGAGUUCACUGAAAUGCUACUAAUUUUUUCGCUUUUUCUGUGUCAUGUGUUUACAUGUGUCAUGUGUAUGCGAAUUACCACGAGACACGAACCAGACUCAUUGCGAUAAUGGGAUUCGUCAUCGUUCGCGUUCAAGUUAGUAAAUCAUAAUUUUUAAUUGUUGUUAAUAUUUUUUAAGAAUGCGUUGUUGUUAAUGUACAAGUGCUGCUGCAACUUCCUCUACGAUUUUGAGAUAAUAUAGUUUAACGCUUGUUAGCAGAUGCUGCUCCGAAACGACAUAAUUUGUAGGGAAAUGAGUACGCAUUCAUAAUAAAG